AUGGAGUCGUGGCGCCCAGCUUGCGGAGGGACUGGGUGGAAAGCUAGCGUAGGCUAUGGAGGCGGAAGUGGGAGAGACCAAGAGGAAGGUGGCCGCAUGAAGAUCGAGCUCUUUGCAGACGUUGUGCCUAAGAUGGCCGAGAAUUUUAGAAAAGAUGGGGUUCCAAUAGGAUACAAAGGGAGCACCUUCCACAGGGUCAUAAAAGAUUUCAUGAUUCAGGGUGGAGAUUUUGUUAAUGGAGAUGGUACUGGAGUCGCCAGUAUCUACUGGGGGCCAUUUGCAGAUGAAAAUUUUAAGCUUAGACACUCAGCUCCAGGCUUGCUUUCCAUGGCAAACAGUGGUCCCAGUACCAAUGGCUGCCGGUUUUUCAUCACCUGCUCUAAGUGUGAUUGGCUAGAUGGGAAGCACGUGGUGUUUGGAAAAAUCAUUGAUGGACUUCUGGUGAUGAGAAAGAUUGAGAAUGUUCCCACAGGCCCCAACAAUAAACCCAAGCUGCCUGUGGUGAUCUCACAGUGUGGAGAGAUGUAGUCCAGAGGAAGACUGAAUCAGACCCUCCACAUCUGCCAUGGCAGGCCUUGCCUUGCUUGGGGUGAUGCUCUUGAGUAAGAUAAGCUGGAUUGGCCCCUGUGGUUGCUUCCCUGCCUGCUGCUGCCCCAUUUGAUCAAAAGACCUUGGAAGUAUCACAGACUCAGAAGCCAAGAUUUUGU
This is a messenger RNA of Physeter macrocephalus (sperm whale), 707 nucleotides long. RefSeq names its product peptidyl-prolyl cis-trans isomerase H-like. The record is from RefSeq and is a predicted model, not a curated record. Gene Ontology annotation, biological process: protein folding; protein peptidyl-prolyl isomerization. Gene Ontology annotation, molecular function: peptidyl-prolyl cis-trans isomerase activity. NCBI's taxonomy places the organism in Eukaryota, Metazoa, Chordata, Mammalia, Artiodactyla, Physeteridae. The coding region runs from base 1 to 528 and encodes 175 amino acids. The transcript has a single exon. Gene Ontology annotation, cellular component: intracellular membrane-bounded organelle.